AUGCUGGGCACUCGGGUUACUAGAGCGGUCUAUACCCGUGCGCCUCUCAAAUUACAACUGAGGGCGCUGGGCUUACAUCGAAGGUAUGUGCAUAAUGGCAGCAAGAAUGAUGAGGGGAGCUCUACAAGCACGACUACAAAUAAAGAAGAGAACGAUAAAAAACUGCCAGAUGUCUAUCCACAAAUGCUAGCCCUACCUAUAUCGAGAAGGCCCUUGUUUCCCGGUUUUUAUAAAGCUGUAGUGAUUUCAGAGCCAAGAGUAAUGAAGGCAAUCACUGAUAUGGUUGAGAGACAGCAACCAUACAUUGGUGCGUUUAUGCUUAAGGAUAGUAAUAAUGACACAGACAUUAUACACGAUAUAAGUGAGGUGCAUGAAUUGGGUGUGCUAGCUCAAGUUACCUCAGCAUUUCCCAGCAAGGAUGAGAAAACUGGUAAGGAAACCAUGACCGCAUUACUAUAUCCUCAUAAGCGUAUAAAGAUUGAUCAGUUAAUCCCACCAAAAGAUGUGAAAAUAGAAGAUAUUGUAGUCGAAAAAGUAGUGGAUAAUGAAGUAGCAUCUGAAGAGACAAAGGACGAAGAAACAGUUGAUAAAACUGAAUCAGCGACUGAUAAAGUAAGUGAAGAAAUUACUGAAGAGAUUGCUAAAGCACCUUCUACAGAAGUAACAGAAGAUCCAGAUAAUUAUGAGAAUCCGACGGAUUUCUUGAAAGAUUAUAAUGUCACUUUAGUGAAUGUUUCUAAUCUGGAAGAUGAACCAUUUGAUAUCAAAUCACCAAUCAUUAAUGCAUUAACAUCAGAAAUCCUUAAAGUAUUCAAGGAAAUUUCACAACUGAACUCCAUGUUCAGAGAGCAAAUUGCGACUUUCUCUGCAUCUAUUCAAUCUGCAACCACUAAUAUAUUUGAGGAGCCUGCUAAAUUGGCAGAUUUUGCAGCGGCUGUAUCUGCGGGUGAAGAAGAAGAAUUACAAGAGGUCCUGGAGUCUUUGAAUAUAGAGCAAAGAUUGGAAAAAUCUUUGUUGGUACUUAAGAAGGAAUUGAUGAAUGCUGAACUUCAAAACAAAAUAUCGAAAGAUGUAGAGACAAAAAUACAAAAGAGACAGAAAGAAUAUUACUUGAUGGAACAGUUAAAAGGUAUUAAGAGAGAACUUGGAAUUGAUGAUGGCCGUGAUAAACUUGUUGAUACUUAUAAAAAAAGAGUAGAAAAGCUAAAUCUUCCAGAAAAUGUUCAGAAAACUUUUGAUGAGGAAAUAACAAAACUAGCAACCCUAGAAACAUCUAUGUCCGAAUUUGGUGUUAUCAGAAACUAUUUAGAUUGGCUUACAUCGCUUCCAUGGGGAAUUAACUCCAAAGAACAAUACUCUAUUCCAAGAGCUCGUAAGAUCUUAGAUGAAGAUCAUUAUGGUAUGAAAGAUGUUAAGGACCGUAUUCUAGAAUUUAUUGCCGUAGGAAAGCUUCUUGGAAAAGUUGAUGGUAAAAUCAUAUGUUUUGUGGGUCCACCGGGUGUGGGUAAAACGUCCAUCGGUAAAUCGAUCUCAAGAGCUUUGAACCGUCAAUUCUUCAGAUUUUCUGUCGGUGGUAUGACUGAUGUUGCUGAAAUCAAAGGUCAUAGAAGAACGUACAUUGGUGCUCUACCAGGUAGAAUUAUUCAAGCACUGAAGAAAUGUCAAACUCAAAAUCCUUUGAUUUUAAUUGAUGAGAUAGACAAAAUUGGUCAUGGUGGUAUUCAUGGUGAUCCUUCUGCUGCACUUCUCGAAGUUCUUGAUCCUGAACAAAACAACAGUUUCUUGGAUAAUUACUUAGACAUCCCAAUUGACUUAUCUAAGGUUUUGUUUGUUUGUACCGCUAACUCUUUAGAUACUAUACCAAGACCAUUACUUGAUCGUAUGGAGGUUAUUGAACUUACUGGUUAUGUGGCCGAAGAUAAAAUUAAAAUUGCCGAGCAGUAUUUAGUUCCAAGCGCUAAAAAAACUGCAGGUUUGCAAAAUGCUACUGUAUCCAUGGAUGAAGAAGCAAUCAAUGCGCUAAUGAAAUAUUAUUGUAGAGAGAGUGGUGUUAGAAACUUAAAAAAGCAUAUUGAGAAAAUCUAUCGUAAGGCAGCUUUAGAAGUUGUUAAAAAGAUGAGCAUCGAGGAUACAGAACCUCUAGUCUCAACUUCUGAGGAACCACAAUUAUCUCAAACAAAUCAAAAUAUAUCGUCAAGUUCUGCUGAGGAUUCUACUACGGAUCUUGAAGAUAGUGUCAAUCCAGAUACUGCCAAGGAAGCAUCAAAGCCCAAUAAUUCGCAAGAAGGUGCAUCAGUAGAAGAAACCAAGAAGGCUGUGAAAACAGAAGAGGAAGAAGACACUUCUAUGAUUGUUCCAGAAGAUAUUAAAGUUGAAAUUACUCCAGAAGAUUUGAAAAAGUAUGUUGGGCCACCAAUCUACACUACUGACAGAUUAUAUGAAACUACUCCUCCUGGUGUGAUCAUGGGAUUGGCUUGGACUAAUAUGGGAGGCUGUUCCCUAUAUGUUGAAUCUGUACUGGAACAGCCAUUACACAACUGUAAACAUGCGAAUUUAGAGAGAACAGGUCAGCUUGGUGAUGUCAUGAAAGAGUCAUCGCGUCUAGCCUACUCUUUCUCAAAGAUGUACCUGUCAAAGAAGUUCCCUGAAAAUAGAUUCUUUGAAAAGGCAGCUAUUCACUUGCACUGUCCUGAAGGUGCAACACCAAAGGACGGUCCAUCUGCUGGUGUCACAAUGGCAACUUCAUUCCUAUCACUUGCAUUAAACAAGCCUGUUGAUCCAACUGUAGCAAUGACUGGUGAAUUAACAUUAACCGGAAAAGUAUUGCGUAUUGGUGGUUUAAGAGAAAAGGUUGUGGCUGCUAAGAGAUCUGGUGCCAAGACUGUAAUUUUCCCUAAGGAUAACUUAAACGACUGGGAAGAGCUUCCAGAGAAUGUGAAAGAAGGCAUGGAGCCACUGGCUGCUGAUUGGUAUGAUGACAUUUACAAAAGACUGUUUUCUGGUGUCAAGAAAUCAGAAGGUAAUAACGUCUGGAAAUCAGAAUUUGAGCUAAUCGAUAAGAAGAAGAAAGAAAACGAUUAG
Nakaseomyces glabratus is the source of this 3081-nucleotide messenger RNA. It is a transcript of the gene PIM1, whose product is annotated as ATP-dependent Lon protease PIM1. The record is from RefSeq and is a predicted model, not a curated record. Gene Ontology annotation, biological process: protein catabolic process; mitochondrion organization; chaperone-mediated protein complex assembly. Gene Ontology annotation, molecular function: ATP hydrolysis activity; ATP-dependent peptidase activity; serine-type endopeptidase activity. Gene Ontology annotation, cellular component: mitochondrial matrix. NCBI's taxonomy places the organism in Eukaryota, Fungi, Ascomycota, Saccharomycetes, Saccharomycetales, Saccharomycetaceae.